GCGGAAGCCCCUCGGCGGUGGGGGCCGCGGGAAGUGUCUGUAGCGUUCGCUCUCCCUCUCAACCACAAUAACAGACGGUGGGCCGGCGUAGUGCUCUGAACUCAAAUAAACAAGGAAAGAUUGCUCUUUGAUACUGGAGAGUACACAGCAAUGGGACCACGAAAGAAAAGUGUUAAAACCUGUCUUAUAAAUAAUGAAAUCCCAGAAGAAACAAUACCAGAUGAAACAAAGGACUACAUGAAUCAACUUUCACAUGAAGUACUUUGCCAUAUUUUUCGGUACCUCCCUCUGCAGGACAUCAUGUGCAUGGAAUGUCUUUCCCGGAAGCUAAAGGAAGCAGUGACCCUAUAUCUGAGAGUUGUGAGGGUUGUGGAUCUCUGUGCAGGGCGAUGGUGGGAAUACAUGCCAAGUGGCUUCACAGAUUCCAGCUUUCUAACACUGUUGAAGAAGAUGCCAGAUGUCGAACAGUUAUAUGGCCUUCACCCUCGAUACCUUGAAAGGCGAAGAGUGAGGGGCCAUGAGGCGUUUAGCAUUCCAGGAGUCCUAGAAGCUUUGCAGGCAUGCCCAAACUUAGUGGGUGUGGAAACUUCUCAUUUGGAGUUGGUAGAAUCCAUUUGGACUUACAUGCCACAUGUUCACAUUUUGGGGAAAUUUCGUAAUCGUAAUGGAGCAUUUCCAAUUCCUCCUGAAAAUAAACUGAAAAUUCCUAUAGGAGCCAAAAUUCAAACUUUACACUUAGUUGGAGUGAAUGUACCUGAAAUUCCUUGUAUCCCAAUGCUAAGGCACCUAUAUAUGAAGUGGGUAAGACUCACUAAACCACAGCCAUUCAAAGACUUUCUUUGUACCAGCUUAAGAACAUUCGUCAUGAGGAACUGUGCAGGACCUACAAAUUCCUUGAAAUAUGUUCCAUUAGUAACAGGCUUAGCCUCUGCCCGAAAUUUGGAACAUUUAGAAAUGGUUCGAGUUCCUUUCCUUGGAGGUCUUAUCCAACAUGUAGUUGAAGACAGUUGGAGAUCAGGUGGUUUUAGAAAUUUGCACACUAUUGUUUUGGGAGCUUGCAAAAACGCUCUUGAAGUAGAUCUUGGUUACCUCAUCAUCACUGCUGCCCGUAGGUUACAUGAAGUUCGAAUCCAGCCUUCCUUAACCAAAGAUGGUGUCUUUUCUGCCCUAAAGAUGGCAGAGUUGGAGUUUCCCCAAUUUGAAACCCUUCAUCUGGGAUAUGUAGAUGAGUUUUUGCUUCAGAGCAGAAUGGCUAAUGCAGAUCUGGUGAAGUAUGGUUUGGCUGAUGUAGUAGAAAAUCCAGGUAUCAUCACCGAUAUAGGGAUGAAGGCUGUCAAUGAAGUUUUCUCCUGUAUCAAAUAUCUGGCAAUUUAUAAUUGCCCCCAUCUACAUAACCCAUACAAUUGGAUCUCAGACCACUCAAGGUGGACUCGAUUGGUUGAUAUCAACCUAGUACGGUGCCAUGCUUUGAAGCUGGACUCCUUUGGCCAGUUUAUUGAAUUAUUGCCCAGCCUGGAGUUUAUUUCACUGGACCAGAUGUUUCGUGAACCACCCAAGGGCUGUGCUCGAGUUGGUCUGAGUGCAGGCACGGGAAUUGGGGUUUCCUCAGCCCUUGUUAGCAACCAGAACUCCAACAAUGACAAUGAUAAUAAUGCCCAGAAUAACAAUGCCAACCUCCACGACAACAAUCACCAUCACCCAGAUGACUCAGAUGAGGAGAAUGACUUUCGGCAAGAUCUGCAACCGGGAGAGCAGCAGUUUGCAGCCGACGCAUUGAAUGAGAUGGAAGACAUGGUCCAAGAAGAUGGAGAGGUGGUGGCUGAGAGUGGAAACAAUACUCCAGCUCACAGUCAGGCAAUUAUUCCUGUGGAUGUUGAUGAGGAACAAGCAGGUCCCAGUGGUCUUCAGCGUGUAGUAAAACCAACCCCAAUUACUGUUCAUGAUUCAGAAAGUGAUGAUGAAGAAGACAGUCUAGAACUCCAAGAAGUCUGGAUUCCUAAGAAUGGUACUCGGCGUUACUCUGAACGUGAAGAAAAAAAUGGAGAAUCAGUGCAGUCCAGGGAAUUGUCAGUAAGUGGAAAAGGCAAGACUCCACUUCGAAAGAGGUACAACUCCCAUCAGAUGGGCCAGUCGAAGCAGUUUCCUCUCGAGGAAAGCAGCUGUGAGAAAGGCUGUCAGGUCACCAGUGAGCAGAUCAAAGCCGAUAUGAAAGCAGCUAGGGAUAUUCCUGAAAAGAAAAAAAACAAGGAUGUUUAUCCCAGCUGCAGCAGCACCACCGCCAGCACAGUGGGAAACUCCAGCUCACACAGCACUGCUUCUCAAAGCCCCGACUUUGUAAGGACGGUGAACAGCGGCAGCUCUUCCGAGCCUAGCCCUACAGAAGUGGAUGUAUCCAGGCAGUGUGCCUGCUCCCCCGGUGGGUCAGAGGACUCUGAGGCCAUGGAGGAGGGAGAUGCAGAGAGUUCUGUCUGCCCCAGAUGCUGCUGUCACAGGCCCCAGGAAUCCCAAAGGAGAACUAGCAGGUGUUCUGAUGAGGAACGUCCUUCAACCAGCCGAGCCUGUGUUGUGAAUGGCCCGGAUGGUACGAGAUCCGCCUUUUCCUUUAGGACUCUGCCACAAGGGGGGUCUUCAGGCCCAGCACAUGAUGAGAGGACUAAUGGGAGUGGCACUGGGGCUACAGGUGAGGACAGGAGGGGGAGCUCCCAGCCUGAGAGUUGUGACGUGCAGUGUAAUGAAGACUAUCCUCGGAGGCCCCUAACCAGGGCCAGGAGCAGACUGUCCCAUGUACCGCUGGUAUCUGAGUCAGAAGUUGCCAAAACAAAGUCACGUCAUGCCAUGAAACGGAAGCGCACAGCAGAUAAAUCUACCAGUACUAGUGACCCUGUCAUUGAGGAUGACCAUGUGCAGGUUCUUGUAUUAAAAUCCAAAAAUCUUGUAGGAGUCACUAUGACCAAUUGUGGAAUCACAGAUCUAGUGCUAAAAGACUGUCCCAAAAUGAUGUUCAUCCAUGGUUGAGCAUUCCUAAUCCAAAAUUUUGAAAUCUGAAAUGCUACAAAAUCCCAAACUUCUUGAGCACGGACAUGAUGCUCAAAGGUAAAAUUUAUUGGAACAUUUUCGAUUUCAGAGUUUCGAAUCAGUGUGCUUAACCUGUGAGCUACAAAUAUUGCAAAAUUAGAAAAAAUUCAGUAUCUAAACACUUAAGGUUCUAAGCAUUUCAGGUAAGAGAUACUUAACCUGAAUUGGAAAAAUAUAUUAAGGGUUUUCUUUCCUUUGUACUUUUUUUUUUUUUUUUAAGAUAGAAUCUUACUUUGUCACCCUCGGCAGAGUGCUGUGGCAUCAUAGACCACAGCAACCUCAAAGUCUUGGGCUCUUGCCUCAGCCUCCUGAGUAGCUGGGACUACAGGCACCUGCCACAACACCCAGCUAUUUUUUUUUAAAGACAGGGUCUCACUUUUGGUCAGGCUGGUCUCGAACCCAUGAGCUCAGGCAAUCCACCCACCUCGGCCUCCCAGAGUGCUAGGAUUACAGGUGUGAGCCACUACACUCGGCUAUACUUCUGCUACUACAUUAAUAGUAAACAAGAUAAAGGAAUCUCACUAAAAGGUGCUUACCAAAUAUUUUAUUAUAAACUGAGAAAAUUCCAGAAAGGAAAACUAAGAUUAAAACCCUACCUCUCUCCUAAUUUCUACCAGAGUCCAGACCUUGGGGACGCCAGGCCCUAUGGUCACUCUGAAGAGGUGGUACUUUUCUCCAUUUUUGGUUCCAAAAUAUCCAAUAAAUGUGUCUUUAGCUUCCUCCCCAAACUGAGAACGCAAUGUCCUCAAAAGCUCAGACAUCAUAACAGCAGUAAUGCUCACACUAGCCUUAGAGCAGCCAUGUCAGUACUCCACCCUCUGACUCUGAGCUCUGAGCUCUGAAGAUCUAAAGCUCAACCUUCAGACUGCUAGUUGGCAUCUCAUUCCUUUCCUUUCUUUACUCUGAGCUCUCUGAGAACCUGACUGGUUGUCACUUCUUCCCUUGAAGUGAAGAUUAUUCUCCUUAUACCGUCUCUAACCUAUUUGUGGAUCAUGUGGCCUCAGGCCCAGCCUUCUCCCCUUAUAACCAAAUUGUUUCUCUCAAUUUACCAUCGGACAGAGCAUCAUUGGUAAUUACUCAGUCUCUAGGCACCAGCUAAGUUAAUGGCAGUUGAAAGUAUUAAACGAAAUUAGGACUAACCUUAGCCAUGUUUGGUUUUAUAACAUGGUUUUCUCUGUCCUCGACACCUCAAAAAAAGUUUCCCUUUUUUUUUCUGUUGUGUUAGGAGGAAAUGAGGCUGAGAGGCAGGAGUUUAAACAUCAGGGGUAGUUACAGGGCUUAGGAAAGUGAUGACAUUAGGGUCAAGGAUAUUACAGAAAAUGUCUUUAUGAAAUGUUAAAAAAAUUCAGGCAAAACAACUCUAGUUUUAUAAUCUUUUCCAUUUGAUCACUCUUGAAUUGGACCAGGUUAAACUUGAGAUGAUAAAAGGGAAUUUGGUAUAGUAGUGCAGUUAAAUGUGUGUAUUAUAUCACAAUUUUUCUCUAUGAUCUCAUGUUUUAUACCUUAAAUAGGAAGAGUAAUCAUAUUUUAGAUCAGCAUUUUCCACAGAAUUUUCUGCAGUGAUUCAAAUAUUCUUUCUUUAUACUUUCAGUGUAGAGAAAGAAUACACUAGUGACUACUACCACAUGUGACUGUUGAACACUUGAACUAUGGUUAGUGCCUAAGGAAUUGUUAAUUUUAUUAUAUUUCAGUUAAUUUGAAUUUAAAUAGCUACAGGUCGCUAGUGGUUACCAUAUUGGUCUAUACAGCUUUAGACCACAGUAUCCAAUAUUUCUGGGUCUUUCUUUUUAAGGUUCUGCUUUUAUACUGGUGAUAAGAAUUAACAUCAACUCUACUCGUUUCCUGUGCAUGAAUGUAAGAUAUAUGAAUUAUUCCAGGUUCAUUUGACCAUUAACCAUAAAAAUUCAUAAUUAAAUUCAUUCUUCUCAAUAAAUAUUUCCAAAACAAUUCCUCUAGGGCUUGGUUUUCUAACUGUAAAAUCUUAGAAAAAGGCACAUUAAUGUCCCUUCUAGCACAAGGGUAACUACCUUCUUAGGAACGAAACAGGAUCACAGUUUCAGAUCCUUUUGUUAACUGUCAUUUAUUUGUACUUUAUGACAGUACUUGACCUAUGUUGAAGAUGUUUAUAACUGCAGUAUUUUGUGCUAAUAUAAAUUAGGCCAGGCCUUCAAAGAUAAUUCCAAGUGGACUAUAUAUUGCUCUUUUAUUUUAUGUAAAUUAUUUAAAAGGCUUACUAUUGUUUUCAUU
Nycticebus coucang (slow loris) is the source of this 5322-nucleotide messenger RNA. RefSeq names its product F-box protein 38 (gene FBXO38). Gene Ontology annotation, cellular component: nucleus; cytoplasm. Gene Ontology annotation, biological process: protein K48-linked ubiquitination; SCF-dependent proteasomal ubiquitin-dependent protein catabolic process. Lineage: Eukaryota; Metazoa; Chordata; Mammalia; Primates; Lorisidae. Bases 151 to 3015 code for a protein of 954 amino acids. The record is from RefSeq and is a predicted model, not a curated record. Gene Ontology annotation, molecular function: protein binding. The transcript has 18 exons.